GAGACACAAGGAAAAGGAAGGAGGGAGGGAAGCUGGUGAAGCCGUGGAUGUUCAUGAAAACGCCAAGUGUUUUUCUUUUUUUUUUUUUUUCCUCCUGUCUUGCCGUGGUGACACACUGCCAUGUCCACGAGAGAGCGGGGAAGACAGGGGGAGGCGAGGAGUGAAAGCGGGACGAAGCUCACCCCAUCUUGCCAUUGAUCUUCAGGCGAUCAAGGUAGACAAAUUCGAGGAUGGAUCCCAGCAAAUCAGACCAGGACUUUUAACAUUCAGUCUCCUCAGCUGAGGCCACACUCAACGCGUCUUCCCGAGCAGACCUGAGGCUGGAGAGACGUGAUGCGAAUCCUUCUACAGCCUCGUUGGAUUUUGGAUUAUUAAAUGCUGGAGACUUGCAUUCAUGUGGGAUCAGGUUUACAACAGGAAAACAUCAUGCAGGCGUUGCCCCAAGUUGGAGAACUUGGGAAAAGGGUUUCAUCAUGAACUCUGACGGGGAUUUCCAGAGGGCUCAUCCGGACAAACAUUUUUCCUAUGUGUCUUUCUUCCACUGUUGGCUCCUAAAAACAAAACUUAGCAUCGAAGCCGAGGCCUCCGCCUGAACCUGGAGCGGCUCCUCCGACGGCCACAUCAAUGCUCCCUAGGUGUCCCGCUCCAGGACGACGCCUGAUUUUAAGGAACUGAGGACAGCGGCGUGGUAACGGAGUGUGAGCGAGGGGCGGUUGGCUGGCCCGAGUCAGCUCCAAUGGGGGCCGGUUGUGACCCGGUCUGACCCCGGUUUGACCUUGCUGUGACCUUUGACCUCUCCGGUCCUGGCUCUCCACCUGCUCUGCUGCCUGGGUUCCGGUACGCUCCGCCCUGGGGCCCAGAACGAGCCAAUCAGGAUGAAGAAGAGCCGCAGCGUGCUGUCGGUGACUGGAGAAGAGGGAAACGACACAGAUAUAACAGGUGCCGGGGGGAAGGCGGAGUCGUCUCGCUACAGCCGAUCUUACACGUCUGGGGCCACGCUGGGGGCUGAGCUACGCAGAGGGAGGAGCAGAAGACUCUCGCCUAGUCUCCAGGUGCCAUGCUGGCUCCGCCCUCGAGAUCGCACCCGUUCACCAGAGGUCCUGAGCAACGUGUCACGUCCCACAACUCUUCCUCUCCGCAUCCCUCCUCGCAUCUCCAUCACACAGGCUGACUCUGACAGUUACGAAGCAGAGAAUGGCGUGUCCCCAGGUCACACCCCUCUGGGCUCCCAGAGUCCAAGCCUCACCCUGCACACCUCCUUCCCCCAGGGCCAGAGGAGAGAGUCCUUCCUCUACCGCUCCGACUCGGACUACGACAUGUCACCCAAGACGGUCUCACGUAACUCUUCCCUCGUCAGCGAAGGACACACAGCAGAGGACUUUAUCGUCACGCCUUUUGCUCAAGUACUGGCCAGUCUGAGAUCAGUACGGAGCAACUUCACCAUCCUCGCCAACGUCUCCACACCAGCAGUCAAGAGGUCUCCUCUCAGUGGAGGCUGCAUCAGUCCCAGGGCGACGCUGUCAGACCAGCAGUACCAGCAGCUCGCUCUGGACACGCUGGAGGAGCUGGACUGGUGCUUGGACCAGCUGGAGACCAUCCAGACGCACCGCUCUGUCAGCGAAAUGGCCUCCAACAAGUUUAAGAGGAUGCUGAACAGAGAGCUGUCUCACCUGUCCGAGAUGAGUCGCUCUGGGAACCAGGUGUCCGAAUACAUCUCCAGCACCUUCCUCGACAAGCAGAACGAGGUGGAAAUCCCGUCUCCAACUCUGAAAGACAAACCAAUGAGUCACAUCAGCGGCGUGAGGAAACUGUCUCACAGCUCCAGCCUCUCCAGCGCUUCGAUGCCUCGCUUCGGCGUCAACACCGACCACGAGGAUGAGCUUGCCAAGGAGCUGGAGGAUCUGGACAAAUGGAGUUUUAACAUAUUCAGAGUGGCUGAAUUCUCCAACAACAGACCUCUGAGCUGCAUCAUGUACGCCAUCUUCCAGGAGCGAGAGCUGCUGAAGACAUUUCGUAUCCCGGUGGACACCUUUGUCACUUAUGUGAUGACCCUGGAGGACCAUUACCAUGGCAACGUCGCGUACCACAACAGCCUCCAUGCCGCCGACGUCACCCAGUCCACGCAUGUCCUCCUCUCAACUCCUGCCCUCGAUGCCGCCUUCACUGACCUGGAGAUCCUCGCCGCCCUGUUCGCCGCUGCCAUCCAUGACGUAGACCACCCCGGCGUCUCCAACCAGUUCCUCAUCAACACCAACUCGGAGCUCGCCCUCAUGUACAACGAUGAGUCGGUGCUGGAGAACCACCACCUCGCCGUGGGCUUCAAGCUCCUGCACCUGGAGAACUGUGACAUCUUCCAGAACCUCACCAAGAGGCAGCGGCAGAGCCUUCGCAAGCUCGUCAUCGACAUGGUGUUGGCCACAGACAUGUCCAAACACAUGACCCUGCUGGCAGAUUUGAAGACGAUGGUGGAGACCAAGAAGGUGACGAGUUCAGGCGUCCUGCUCCUGGACCAUUACACGGAGCGGAUACAGGUGCUGAGGAACAUGGUGCACUGCGCAGACCUGAGCAACCCCACCAAGCCCUUACCCCUGUACCGACAGUGGACGGAGAGGAUCAUGGAGGAGUUCUUCCGACAGGGGGACAAGGAACGGGAGAGAGGGAUGGAGAUCAGCGCCAUGUGUGACAAACACACAGCGUCUGUGGAGAAGAGUCAGGUGGGCUUCAUCGACUACAUCGUCCACCCGCUGUGGGAGACGUGGGCCGACCUGGUGCACCCGGACGCCCAGGAGCUGCUGGACACGCUGGAGGAGAACAGGGAGUGGUACCUGAACACCAUGCCCCAGUCCCCCUCGCCUCCCCCGGACAGACACCUCCAGCACGACCGCUUCCAGUUCGAACUCACCCUGGAGGACCUGGAGCACAACAACCACAACCACAUACACCUGAGGAGCAACAGCAACGGCGGCGGCGGCGGCGGCGGCGGGGGGAGGAGGGGCUCGGACGGAGACGACGUCCAGGCCGAGCUGAACGGAGACGACCAGAACCACGUGGAAAGCGAGAGGGAGGACGAGGAGAAUCACAACAGUGAACAGAACGGAGUCCAGGAGGAGGAAGAGGGGGAGGGUGGAGAAAAGGAGGAGGAGGAGGAGGAGGGGCAGCAAGUAGAAGAAGAAACUGUGAAUGAUGAGACAGAGGUUGAGGAGAAAGAUGAAAAUCAGGGAGAAGAGCAGCAGGAGGAGGAGGAGGAAAAGGAUGAAGGAGAGGGAGAGGAAGAGGAGGUGGAGGGAGAAAAGGAGGAGAAUGAGGAAGCAAAAGAGGAAGAUGUAGAGGAAGAUGAGGGCAGUGCGGAAGACAAGGUAGAGGAAGAGGAGGUGGAAGUAGAGGAUCAGGCCGAGGAAGAGGAGAAAGAGGAGGAGGCAGAAACAGAGGACAACGUGGAAGAGGAAGCAGAGUUAGGACAAGAGGUAGAAGGAGAGGAGGAGGAGGAGGAGGAGGAGGAAGAAAAAGAGGACGAUGAGUCUUGAACCACCAACAAACAGGGUCAGUGAGGAAACGAAGGUGGAGGAGGAUUCUCUUCUCUCCAGAUCACGUGCUCUUAUGCUCGACUCGGGACGUCUCCAGAAUCUCACCGAGGAACAUUUAAGACCAACGGUUGCUGCGGCAACUGGACACAGCCCCCACCCCCACCCCCCACCCUCCAGAUUGUCCCCGAUCAGCUGGUAGUGACAGACAAGAGUCUCCUUCACCUGGUGUCCAUACAUCCAUCACUGCCGUAGGGGGGACAGACUGAGACAUGACGACAAUAAUAACUAAAGGGAGAAGAACCUGUUUUAUGAACUUUUUGUAGCUCCUGAACAUCUAAAGAAAUAACAAUAAAAAUUAAAAAAAAAAAAAAAGAAACAUCUGAUACGUACAUGCAAACAAGUACGUGCCUGUUCUCCCGUUCUUAUGGACACAUCGUCUCUCGGUCUCCGUCUUGUUGAUGACACAGUGACUAUUAUCUCAAGAACUGCUAAAAGAAUGUCAACUCUCUCUGUUUGUCAAAAAACAAAAACAAACAAAAAAAAAAAAAACAAGUCUGGGAAGUGUAGUCUGUCGUCUUGUAUUUACUACAAAAGAAACUUUCCUCCGCUCCUCCUGGGCUCCGCUCCCAGACCAGUUUGACCUCCUCCUCACAUACUAACCUUAACGCCACAAUGCUGGAUUUCUGAAACCGAUUUCUGAAUAACGUCGGAAACUGUUUUUCUCACAGAGGCUGAUUUAACUGUACGUGUCGAUGUCAGUCCAUGUUUAAAACAAAUAAUAAUAGUAAUAAAUAGAAAUGAAUCAACAGCCAGUAUUCAUCUCACCGCGAGAGGUUUCACCUGAACCGUGCCAAACUGUCCCAUGACCAGCACUGAGCAAUUCAGCCUCCGCACCCUCCGAGGGGUGAAGGGGUGAGGGGGUGAGGGUGAUGGGGGGGCUACACGUCAAGAAGCAAUGAAACACUGGGACCAGGCCAGCGGGUGUGAUGGUCUUCCACAAAUCCCAUUCUUUUGUUUUUGUUCGGUUUUUGUAAAGAUUGUAUUUGGCACUUUAUCUAACACCCCUGUUACAUAUAUGUACAUAACAAACCUGUAUUUUAAUCUGCUGAUGUCAUAUAAUAAAUACGAUGAAUGAACCAAUGAAUAAAUGAUGUUUUUAAUGGCG
Mugil cephalus (flathead mullet) is the source of this 4689-nucleotide messenger RNA. RefSeq names its product cAMP-specific 3',5'-cyclic phosphodiesterase 4C-like. Bases 876 to 3524 code for a protein of 882 amino acids. Gene Ontology annotation, cellular component: nucleus; cytosol; perinuclear region of cytoplasm. Gene Ontology annotation, molecular function: 3',5'-cyclic-AMP phosphodiesterase activity. The record is from RefSeq and is a predicted model, not a curated record. Lineage: Eukaryota; Metazoa; Chordata; Actinopteri; Mugiliformes; Mugilidae. The transcript is spliced from 18 exons. Gene Ontology annotation, biological process: signal transduction.